Colletotrichum graminicola M1.001 is the source of this 1791-nucleotide messenger RNA. RefSeq lists its product as uncharacterized. Gene Ontology annotation, biological process: mitotic centrosome separation; establishment of mitotic spindle orientation; cell migration. Gene Ontology annotation, molecular function: microtubule binding. Bases 1 to 1791 code for a protein of 596 amino acids. The transcript has 2 exons. Lineage: Eukaryota; Fungi; Ascomycota; Sordariomycetes; Glomerellales; Glomerellaceae. The record is from RefSeq and is a predicted model, not a curated record. Gene Ontology annotation, cellular component: kinesin complex; centrosome; kinetochore.
AUGGCGGAGCCACCAUCGUCACCGCCCAACGAGGCGGCCAGCUCCGAAGAUCAACUGCGCUGGUACAAAUCUCAGUACGCAUCGCUCGAGGAGGAGCUGGCCGAGUUCCGGGAGUCGAGCAAGGAGCUGGAACAGGAGUUGGAAAAGGACAUCGAGCAGGCAGAAAAGAGGGAGCGUAAACUCCAGGAAAAGGCCGAGAGCCUCAAGUUCGAGGCUGAGGAAUGGAAGUCCAAAUACAAUCAGGCAAAGAAGGAUGCCAACGCAGCCCAAAACGCUCUGGAAAAAGAAAUCACCAUGCUGCGUGACACCAACAGGACUCUCCAGAUGAAGUUGCGCGACAUCGAGGUUGUCAACGAUGACUUUGAGCGGCAGGCCCGAAACACAAGCUCAUCCCUCGAAGAUCUCGAAUCCAAGCUGAACAGCUCGAUUGAACGCAAUGUCAUGAUGGAGGAAGAGAUCAGGAUCGGCGAACAAGAGCGUGAGACGCUGCGUAUCGAGGCGCAACGUCUGCGUGAGGAGCUGUCCGAUCUCAAGAUCGAGGCCGAGCUGCUCCAGGACAAGAUCAAGAAGCAGGAGGCCCGCCACCUUUCCGCCAUCUCCACCGACCUCUCCAUCCUCUCAUCAUCCCCGACCUUUGACAAGACGCUGGAUGCCUCUCCUGGCUCGACGGCCAGCUCGCCCAUGGUGUCGACCCCGCCCGACGACGAAUCGCUCCUCGUCAACAAAAAGUCUCAAAUCAGCGAGCCUCCGUCCCCGCCCAUGUCCGACGUCUCCUCAUCCGUGCCGAAGAGGACCGUCUCCCGAACGCCCCUCAAGACACCGGCCAAAACUCCGGCGUCGGCGACGCGCAAGUCCCGUCUGCCCUCGACCGAACACAGCAUCACGCCGAAGCCUCGGUCGUUCACAGCGUCCAUCUCGAGCAGCCGACCGACAGGAAGCCGUCCCUCUGCGGGCGCAUCGACAAGAACGCCCGCCCCUCGAACCGCGCCUCGCUCCAUCUCUACCCGCAUGCCCGCCAACAAUUCUCUCAACCACAUUCGGUCUCUUACCGCCCAGAUGCAGCGUCUGGAGGCACGUGUCCACAAUGUCCGAUCGAAACUCCCUGCUCCUGUUACGACACCUCCUCGAGCCUCGCCCCGUUCUUCGGUGCUGGGAGUCCACAGCGUGCCCUCGACGGUUACUAUCCGUUCUCGCAAGCGUCCGACAGGCUCCACUGCAUCGCGCGACGACACCACGCCGUCCAACUUCUCCGCCAGCACAAGAUCCAAGCAUGUACCUCGUCUUAGCACGUCAGGCGUCAGCCGUCUAUCUUUUGGCCCGCUGCCCAACCGGAACCCUGGAGCUGGAACCGGAAUCGAAAACGAGUCUGGUAUUUCUCGGCCAAGCUCGCGGGCUAGUAUCUCGUCGUAUGCCCGGCCUUCGAGCCGUACGGAAAUGGCACCUCCCAGACCUAUGAGCCGGACCAGCAUGUCCGGGACCCGGACACCGAUGGUCCGUCCCCGCAGCUCUCUCGGCGGUGGCUUGCACGCGCGCUCUGCUAGCAUCAGCAGCCGCAUUGACAUCGAGGAAGGUGACGAGACGGGCGAAUAUAUAACACCCAGUAGGAGGGGUACGUUUUCUCGCCUAGAGUCAGAAACCGCCAUGAGCGGUAUUCCUCUGCCGGCCAGUGGCAUCCCGAUGCGUAGCUCGCGACGCCAGAGCGGGAGUAGUGUCUCCGGGAGGCAAAGCUCGAUGGGCCUAAGGGGCUCUGUGAUGGGCAAUCGGGAGCUAGUCGAGGAGGAGACUUACUAA